GAAAAUUUAUUCUUAAACAUUGUUUUUCUUGUGAAAAAAUUGCUUUGCACUUCCUAUGUUUUUCAGCAUUUCAGGAUACAAUAAACAAUGCAAAUACGUUGUAAAUGCGGUGCAAUUUUUUUGCAAGAAAAACCAUGUUUAAGAGAUUGUAAUAAAUUUUCUCAAAAAGUAGAAGAAUUAAACAUUCAUUUGAAGUAAAAAUUACACUCCUACGAUAAUUACACGAUUUUUAAUUAAUUUUUGAAAAUCGCAAAUCUCCCAUAAGAAUACAUGUAACGAAAAAUUAUGUCCUAGUUUCGUUGUAGUUCUGUUUCCACCGCUAGAUGGCGACUACUUUGCUGUCAAGUGCGAAUAAGUAUUUUAUGCAAUUUUGACGAAUUUUCGUUCAAUUUUUCAGCCAUUUUCAAGGUUUGUUCUGCCGUUUGAAUAAAGUUUCAUCGAUUAUUUAGAUAACUUUUCGCCAUCAUCAUCAAGUUCCAAAAGUUCAAAGCUUCCAAGUUUAUUGAGCGACCAAAUUUUUUUUCAAUAUUUUUUAACACUCAUUACCUAGAAAAUGGCUGAACCGAUUUCGAUGAAACUUGAAAUCUCACUAGGCCAGCACGAUUCCUACGAAGUAGUAAUACUUACGACCCUCAAUUUUUUGGUGAAUCAUUCAUGAACGAAUUGAUCAAUUUUUUGAGAGAACAGAGAACCAACCGCCAACGAAUCGAUUAAUUCUUUAAUUUAUGAAUUAAUUCGUUUGCGAAUGAUUCACAAAAAAUGAUUCAAUUCGUUCGUGAAUGAUUCACCAAAAAUUGAGUAAAUGAAUCGAUUCGUUCGCGAACGAGUCACUUGUACGAAUUGAUUCGUUCGCGAACGAGUAGCUUAUACGAAUCAAUUCCUUCACGAACGAGUAACUUAUACAAAUCAAUUCGUUUGCGAAUGAUUCACAAAAAAUAAUUCAAUUCGUUCGUGAAUGAUUCACCAAAAAUUGAGUAAACGAAUCGAUUCGUUCGCAAACGAGCCAUCUAUACAGGGUGCUCAGAAAUAUCGAGUACCCCAAAGAAAGUUUUCCAUUAAAAAUAUAGGUUGGCAACGUGAAAUAAUAGAUGCAUAUGAUUGGUGGAAUGUUAUCUCUCCAGUCGAACAACCAAUCAUGUGCUAUCAUUAUUAUCAUUCGCUGUGACCAACCAAAGUACCUAUUUUAUUUUAGUAGAAAACUUUUUUAGGGGUACUCGAUAUUUCUGGGCACCCUGUACGAGUACGAAUCGAUUUGUUCGCGAACGAGUCACUUGUACGAAUCGAUUCGUUCGCGAACGAGUCACUUGUAUGAAUCGAUUCGUUCGCGAACGAGUCACUUGUACGAAUCGAUUUGUUCGCGAACGAGUAACUUAUACGAAUCAAUUCGUUCGCGAAUGAAUGUUUAAAAAAAGUGGAUCAAUUCGUUCUCGUAAAAGAUUUUUAUUUUACGAAAAGUCAUUUGAUUUUAGAUUAUUUUCAAUCAUUAAGGCAAUGUUUUAUGACUCUUGAGUUUUAAUGCAAUUUUAUUAUUUUUGGUAUUUAUUCGGGAUAGUUUCUGGAAAACGAUGUUACCUGAAAGCAGUAUCACCACUUUUUAAAGCGGUUUUAACGUGAUUUCUUUUGAAAUGCAGAAUUUUGAUAAACAUAAUAAUUAUAUAAUGCUUGAAUUAAAUUAGAUAAGUAGGUACCUACCAUUCAAGUUUCAAAGUGCAUUUCGGAAUUCGUUUGUCAAGUUAAAGUUGAUGACCUGAUUUUAUUUGUUAAUUAUUCAAAAUUGUUGAAAAAAUUCCAGGAAGGUACAGAUGAAUGAAAUUCAAAGCUUAUCUACUCGUAAUUUCUGAUAAAGCCAAAGUUAUCAUUUACACUGGUGCUUGAGGUUGUAAAAUGAUGAACGAUAUGAUUCUCAUUUAUUAUUAAGUAAAAUAUGCAUUUCAUGUCGUAGGUACCUAAUUAUGCUUUAAAAUUUAACUUUUCAUGACGUUCAAUUUCAGGGGAAAAAACGACCAAGAAUGAUAAUAAUUUUCAUGACUCGGUUUAAAGCAACUUACCUACUCGUAUCAUCGUAGAAACGAUACAGUAAUGUAAUUUUCAAAAAACCACGUCAGUCAUACAAUUUGAACAGAUGUUCUCGUAUGUAGUUUAUAGUCUAGUGCGAGUGCACGCAGACCAAUGUUAUCGUAUCGUAAAUUCAGUUCUAAAUAAUUAUAGUAUUUUUCAUUCGGUUCCAAUUGUAGUAAUUUAUGUGUAAAUGUGCGGGCCUUUCGCGUAGCCCUAUUAAUAAAUUUAUUUGUUAAAAUGUGAAUAAUGGUCUAGGUAUUUUUGCGCGUUAUUGAUUUAUUAUCUAUUUAUUUUUUAAAUUAAUGAUCGAACUAAUUAUGUGAAUUGAUUAACAAACAAAAUAUGUGACGUUCGAACUUACCACAUUAAGUAGGUAGAGUGUCCUCCCCCAAUUAUUUUUAAAAAUGCGUCCCCGAUUAUUUAACCCAUUACGUCUGAAUCCAACAUGGCUACGAUACAUCACGGUCGAACCAGCUUUGAUAUUUUUCGCCAUCAGCCACAUCCUGUGCGAUUUCCUCAACACGAAUUUAUACCUGCAGAAAUCGUGUCGAGACGAUAAAACUCGCGAACCAGACUUGAAUACAUUUUGCGACGAUGAAAGACGAGGCAUCACGUACGUGUCUUGGAUCAACACGAAUUUCGUCUGUUAUAAAAUGAUCUUAACCGUUCUCUGCGCCGCAUUGGUAACCAGCUGGAGUGACGAAGCUGGCAGAAGACGUCGUCCCUUGAUCUUGCUCCCAAUUGCUGGACAAAUCCUGGAAUCUGCCUCCGGUUGUGUGCAGUCUUACUUCUGGCAUUGGUCUCCGAUCGACGCGGUUGUGUCGAAUUUCAUUAUCCAUGUGCUCUUCGGAGGCAUGACUUUGUUUGGAAUCGGUUGCUAUGUGUAUAUUUGCGAAACAUCAUCGUUUGAAAAUCGUACCAUGAGAUUGGGUAUCAUAUCGGCUAUCAAAAUGGUAUGCACUCCUGUCACCAAUGGGUUCGCUGGAUUCGUGUUUAGGCAGAUUGGAUUCUUGCAUUGUUACCUUUUAUGCCUGAUGUUUAGCUUGAUCUCGAUGCUCUAUGCUGUUACAUUUAUCAGAGAUACCAGCGUACCUAUCAAAACCACUAGUACAGUUUGGAAGUCAUUUAACUUGUGCAAGUUACCGGAGAAUUUUAAAGUUGUGUUUAAGAAGAGUUUGGGUCAGAAGAGGAUCAUUGUUGGGAUCUUACUCAUGAUACAAGUUUUAGUCGUAUUCGCUACAGAAGGAGAGAAAAGCAUUUUUUAUUUGUAUUUUAGAUACGGAUUCAAAUGGGAUGAAAGAACCUAUGGAUAUUACAUCGCUUAUAAAUUGGUUGGUGUGAUUGUAGGUACCAUAUUUUGUUCUGUGAUAUUAAGCAGAGUGUAUAAAAUUCACGAUGGUCUGAUCGGAGCUUUCGCUGGAUUUUGGGAUACCAUUGCUGUCCUGUGUUAUUUAAAUGCUGAUCAAACUUGGCAACUUUAUACGAUUCCUUUAUUGGAUAUUUUUCAUGGAGCUGCUAAAGAUGCAUAUGGAUCUUUUCUCAGCAAAUUUUACAGUGAUGACGAAUUUGGACGACUGAGCUCAGUGAUCAUGACAUUCGGUUUGAUCGUUCCAAUCUGCCAUCCGAUUUAUAAUACUGUGUUCCGAAGUACCAUGGAUUACUUCCCUUCUGCAUUUUUCAUGAUAAGCGCCAUCGUCGACGUUCUAGUGUGUUUUUUAUACGGAUGCACUUACGUAUUAAGCAAGAAAAUGAUUUAGAAGGGUUGGAAUUCUUGAAGAAUUAGCGAAAGAUUUAUUCGUGAAGAGUAUUUCAUUAUCUCACUUGUUCCUGACAUCGUAUCUUUCGUUUUGAUACUAUCUGUUGUUUUAUUUUUUUAAAUAAAUUUUUCGUACAUUAAAUUCCUUAAGAUCAGAA
This is a messenger RNA of Planococcus citri (citrus mealybug), 3972 nucleotides long. RefSeq names its product proton-coupled folate transporter-like. Gene Ontology annotation, cellular component: membrane. Bases 2463 to 3815 code for a protein of 450 amino acids. Lineage: Eukaryota; Metazoa; Arthropoda; Insecta; Hemiptera; Pseudococcidae. Gene Ontology annotation, biological process: transmembrane transport. The transcript has 6 exons. The record is from RefSeq and is a predicted model, not a curated record. Gene Ontology annotation, molecular function: transmembrane transporter activity.